AUGUACCUUUCCAUUUGUUGCUUCUUUCUCUGCUGGGCUCCUGCCCUGUCGCUAAAGAACCUGAAUUACUCGGUGCCCGAGGAGCAGGGAGCGGGCACAGUGAUCGGGAACAUUGGCCGCGAUGCGCGACUGGCGGCAGGUGCGGCAGGAGGCGGGAUGGUGCCCAUGGAGCGCGGUGGCCCUGGCGGCGGCCGUGGCCCCAAAUCCACCUUCCGAGUGCUGGAGAACUCGGCCCCUCACCUCCUGGACGUGGAUGGGGAGAGCGGGCUGCUCUACACCAAGCAGCGCAUCGACCGCGAGGCACUCUGCCGGCGCAGCACCAAGUGUCAGCUGUCCCUCGAGGUGUUUGCCAAUGACCAGGAAAUCUGCAUGAUCAAAGUAGAGAUCCAGGACCUGAAUGACAAUGCACCAGCGUUCCCCUCUGACCAAGUGGACAUGGACAUCUCAGAAAAUGCUGCACCAGGCACCCGCUUCCCCCUCACCAGCGCCCAUGACCCAGACGCCGGAGACAACGGGCUGCGCACCUACCUGCUCACCCGUGACGACUAUGGCCUCUUCUCCCUUGAUGUGAAGUCCCGUGGUGAUGGCACAAAAUUUCCAGAGCUGGUAAUCCAGAAGCCAUUAGACCGUGAGGAGCAGAGCCACCACACCCUGGUGCUGACAGCACUGGAUGGCGGUGACCCACCACGCUCUGGCACUGUGCAGAUCAACGUGCGCCUCAUUGACUCCAAUGACAACAGCCCUGUCUUUGAGGCAGCCUCCUACGUGGUAGAGCUGCCAGAGAAUGCACCACUGGGCACUGCUGUCAUCGACCUUAAUGCCACCGAUGCUGAUGAGGGUACCAAUGGAGAGGUGCUCUACUCCUUCAGUGGCUAUGCACCCGAGCGCGUCCGUGACCUGUUUAGCAUCGAUCCACAGAGUGGCCUCAUCCGUGUCAAGGGCAAUCUGGACUAUGAGGAGAAUGGCCUCAUUGAGAUCGAUGUUCAGGCUCGGGACCUGGGGCCAAAUCCCAUCCCUGCUCACUGCAAGGUCACUGUCCGCCUCAUCGACCGCAAUGACAAUGCACCCACCAUUGGCUUUGUCUCCGUUCGCCAGGGAGCACUGAGUGAGGCUGCCCCACCGGGCACUGUCAUUGCCCUGGUGCGGGUCACUGAUCGUGAUUCAGGCAAGAAUGGACAGCUCCAGUGCCGGGUGCUGGGUGGUGGCGGUGGGCCUGGAGCCGUCCCUUUCACCCUGGAAGAGAACUAUGACAACUUCUACACUGUGGUCACUGACCGGCCCCUGGACCGUGAAGCACAGGAUGAGUACAAUGUGACCAUUGUGGCACGUGAUGGGGGCAACCCCCCACUCAACUCCACCAAAUCGUUUUCUGUCCGGAUCCUUGAUGAGAAUGACAACCCACCCCGCUUCAGCAAGAACCUCUAUGUGUUACAAGUGCCCGAGAACAAUAUCCCCGGAGAGUACCUGGGCUCUGUUUUGGCCCAGGACCCUGACCUGGGCCAAAAUGGGACAGUCUCUUACUCCAUUCUGCCUGGGCAUGUGGGUGAUGUCUCUAUCUACACCUAUGUCUCUGUUAACCCCACCAAUGGUGCUAUCUAUGCCCUGAGGAGCUUCAACUAUGAGCAGACAAAGCACUUUGAGUUUCGUGUGCUGGCCAAAGACUCGGGUUCACCCCAUCGUGAAAGCAACGCCACUGUGCGUGUCACUGUGCUUGAUGUCAAUGACAAUGCACCCCUCAUUGUCCUGCCUGCCCUCAUCAAUGACACCGCUGAGCUCCAGGUGCCACGCAACGCUGGGGUGGGCUACCCUGUGGGCACCGUCCGUGCCCUGGACAGUGACUUUGGGGAGAGCGGGCGCCUCACAUAUGAGAUCGUAGAAGGGAAUGAGGAGCACCUCUUUGAGAUGGACCCUACUAGUGGUGAGAUACGCACCUUGCACCCCUACUGGGAAGAGCUCAGCCCUGUGGCUGAACUGGUGGUAAAAGUCAGUGACCAUGGCAAGCCCAGCCUCUCUGCAGUGGCCAAGCUCAUUGUUAGGGCCUUGGCAGGGCCCCUGCCUGAGGCUGGCGGGCCGCCGGUGAAUGGUGAGCAGCAUCGGCGACCACACUGGGACUUGUCACUGCCCCUGAUUGUGACGCUGAGCACUGUCUCCAUCAUUUUGCUGGCUGCCAUGAUCACUAUUGCUGUGAAGUGCAAGCGAGAGAACAAGGAGAUCCGCACCUAUAAUUGUCGCAUUGCUGAGUAUAGCCACCCUCAGCUGGGAGGAGGGGGAGGCAGUGGCGGGGGAGGAGGAGGCAGUGGCAGUGGAGGGGGUAAGGGCAAGAAGAAGAAGAUCAGCAAGAAUGACAUUAUGCUGGUGCCCAGUGAAGGCGAGGACAGCCGGGGCCCCCUCAAUGUCAUGAACGUGGUGAGCAGCCCAUCCUUGGCCACUUCACCCAUGUACUUUGACUACCAGACCCGCCUGCCCCUCAGCUCUCCCAGGUCUGAGGUGAUGUACCUGAAGCCUGCCUCCAACAACCUGACUGUACCCCAGGGACAUGUGGGCUGCCAUACCAGCUUCACAGGGCAAGGGACUAACGCCAGCGAGGCUCCCCCGAGCCGGAUGUCCAUAAUUCAGACAGACAAUUUUCCCGCAGAGCCCAAUUACAUGGGCAGCAGGCAGCAGUUUGUUCAAAGUAGCUCCACAUUCAAGGAUCCAGAAAGAGCCAGCUUGAGGGACAGCGGGCAUGGGGACAGUGAUCAGGCUGACAGUGACCAAGACACUAACAAAGGCUCCUGCUGUGACAUGUCUGUUAGGGAGGCACUCAAGAUGAAAACUACUUCAACUAAAAGCCAGCCACUUGAACAAGAGCAAGAAGAAUGUGUUAACUGCACAGAUGAAUGCAGAGUGCUUGGUCAUUCUGACAGGUGUUGGAUGCCACAGUUCCCUGCAGCCAGUCAGGCUGAGAAUGCAGAUUAUCGCACAAAUCUCUUUGUACCCACAGUUGAAGCUAAUGUUGAGACUGAGACAUACGAAACUGUGAAUCCCACUGGGAAAAAGACUUUUUGUACAUUUGGGAAAGACAAGAGAGAGCACACUAUUCUCAUUGCCAAUGUUAAACCUUACUUAAAAGCCAAACGUGCCCUGAGUCCUCUGCUUCAGGAGGUUCCCUCAGCAUCGAGCAGCCCAACCAAGACAUGCAUUGAGCCUUGCACCUCAACAAAAGGACCACUGGAUGGUUGUGAAGUGAAAUCAGGAGCCUUGGCUGAAUCAAGCAGCCAGUACUUGUCAACUGACAGUCAGUAUCUAUCGCCCAGUAAACAGUCAAAAGACGCUCCCUUCAUUGCGUCAGAUCAGAUGGCUAGGGCCUUUGCAGAUGUGCAUUCCCGAGUGAGCCGAGACUCAAGUGAGAUGGACUCUGUUCUGGAGCAGUUAGACCGUUCAGCCCGGGAUCUAGGCAGGGAGUCGGUGGAUGCCGAGGAAGUUGUGAGAGAAAUAGACAAGCUCUUGCAGGACUGUCGGGGAAAUGACCCUGUGACCGUCAGAAAGUGAGGGGGAAAAUAAGGACAGGAUGGCAGUUGCAUUCCUCUUCUGCUGAUUAAAAGUAAAUCAAUCAAUCAAUCAAUCCCCUGGUUGUAACAGAUUCACAGGAGUGAAGGAAGACCAAUGCUGCUUUAAGGCUUUUAGUGAACAUCUGAAGUGCCCACAAGUAUGUUCUUUUCACUGCUCUUUCUUUUUGACAGAUAACACUGGUUUCAUUUUGACCAAACUUUCAUUAGGACAGAGUCAAGUACACUAAGAACAAAAUGAAAGAAGGAAAGAUGGUGCCAUUUUGACAAUCUGAUAGGAAGGUGUGAGAAAGGUGGAAUGGAAAUACGUCCGAUACUUUAAGACUGUCCUCAAUAGCUGAUGCUGACUUUACUGUUUACGUAUAAACCCCAAGAAAAACAGGGUUGAAUAAUUCUGAUCUGUGGUGGAUUUCCAGCAGUCACCACAGGCUUCUACUGAAAGUCAUAAAAAGAGUUCUUGUAGUAGUCCAAGUGACACCAAACAUUAACAUUCAUUUGUGGUAAACAUUUAUGUACAAAGUUAUCUGCCACAA
Chaetura pelagica (chimney swift) is the source of this 4081-nucleotide messenger RNA. RefSeq names its product protocadherin 17 (gene PCDH17). NCBI's taxonomy places the organism in Eukaryota, Metazoa, Chordata, Aves, Apodiformes, Apodidae. Bases 1 to 3531 code for a protein of 1176 amino acids. The transcript is spliced from 5 exons. Gene Ontology annotation, biological process: homophilic cell-cell adhesion. The record is from RefSeq and is a predicted model, not a curated record. Gene Ontology annotation, cellular component: plasma membrane. Gene Ontology annotation, molecular function: calcium ion binding.